Molecule: messenger RNA, 1141 nt
Organism: Myodes glareolus (Bank vole)
Lineage: Eukaryota; Metazoa; Chordata; Mammalia; Rodentia; Cricetidae
Source: RefSeq, a predicted model, not a curated record
GAUGCGAGUCUGACUGUCUGAGAAUGACUGACCGGAUCUUCUAUAUUAACUGUAACUUGUCCUCUAUCCCCUGUGAGGGCUGUUAUUCAGCACCCAUUCCUCCCACAGCCCCCCCUUCCCCCGGAUACUACCAUGUCCUCUACAGAGAGCACGCACAAGCCCAGAUAGCCUGGCAUGGAGAGACAUACUGCCUGAUUGGAGGCUACCGUGUCUAUGGGGAUGCUCCGCUGGCCACCCCGGCAAAGGCUGAGGAAGAGAAGCCAGCACCCAGGCGGGCUCGCAAGAGACAGAGAGUUCAGGAAGAGUCAGACCAAGAUCUGGGGUGUCCUAGUGCCAAAAUUCCUCGCCUGAAAAUGAAGUAUGGUGGCAAAGGGGUAGUCCCACAGAAGCACGCUGCCUGAGCAUCACUGCCCAGAGGACAGGCCAGUGGCUGCCUCAGAUGACUGAGCCCUCUUCAGCAAUGACCUCCACUGACCACCAAAGUAGCUAGAACUUUAACUGUUGUGCCUGCGCCUGCGUCAGGAAUCUGCUUGCAUGCCAACUAGCCACGAGCAAGAAGCCUCAGAGAGGAGUAACUGCUUUGAACAGCCCCCUUCCUUCAGUCCUCUAGAGUCUUCUUGGGCAACGAAAAGGGACAGUCGGCUGUGAGUGGAGGAGACAAGCGCUGAGAGGACACAGAGGGGCCAAGCUGGGGCUCUCUCUGUGAGCAGACUUCUGUUCUUAACCAAGCCAGCAGCCAGCAGCACAGGACAGGUGUGGCUGCACUUCCUAAAACUAGAAGAAACUAGCAGCAGUUAACUAAGGAGGCUCCUGUCUAAAGGCUCAAGAGGCAGAUGAAGAACCCCAGGGAGACCUGCUGCCUGGGGUAAGAACACUGUGGAAAAGUACAGCAAAUACCUCCCCACCCCCUGCCUGAGGCUCACAGCCAGCACUGCUCCAGGGAGGUCCCUUCUGUCCAAGAGAGUGAUUUUCUGUGACCAAUGUUGGACUUGAAGUUCAAGACCAAGCCUCAAGCCUUCCUGCUCCUCCGAAGUAAAUUCCUUCACAGAGAAACCGGUUCCUAAAGUCCUGUGCCUACAAGGAUCCCCAGGGUACACCUUCUUUCUGGCUCCUACUCUUGAGAAGAGCUUUAAACAUCGAA